Molecule: messenger RNA, 3797 nt
Organism: Brachypodium distachyon (stiff brome)
Lineage: Eukaryota; Viridiplantae; Streptophyta; Magnoliopsida; Poales; Poaceae
Exons: 16
Coding region: 577-3588 (1003 amino acids)
Molecular function (GO): hydrolase activity
Source: RefSeq, a predicted model, not a curated record
CUUUUUCGAGGAACACGCACUGGCUCCCUCCACUUCCCAACCAAACCACCACCACCACGACGGAGGAAGAGGAACCAUCUGGUUCCUUCCUUCCUGCAAAAGUUGUCGUCAGACCACACCACCGCCACAAGCAUUUUCUUCUCCGUCGCCUUUCCUUUCUCUAAUCAAAAUUUCGUGGCCAUUUCGUGUCUACUUGCUCCUCCUCUUCUCCCUCCCCACGACAGCGAGUGAGACGGGAGCGGCGGCAGGGAUUCGGGCAGCAUAUUCCCAAUUUCCCGCAGCGAGAAGAGAAGAGAAGAGAAGCGAGAGGGGGCGAAUUUCGCUGCAGAAAUCUCGCCUUCUUUUUUCUUUCUUGGGAACCCCAAGUACAAGCCACCAGGUGGCCGGCGCAGGCGUUCUUCCCCUCCACCGAGUUGGUUGAUCUGGGCACAGUUCUGAUUUUUUUGACCGGUGCUAAAGUGCCCUCUGUGACUGCUCUGAGCAGGAAUACAAGAUAUCACUGAGCUGGGAGCAAUACUUUUGUUGUAAGAAAGGUUCCAGAAGCAGCCCUCUGGCUGUCUAAUUGUAUCCCUCGAAAUGGAGAGGGUUAGGACUAUUCUGACUCACAGAUACCCAUACCCGCAUGAGCACUCAAGACAUUUCAUGAUUGCUGUAAUUGCUGGCUGGCUUUUCCUCAUUUCAUCGGAUAACUUGCAAAACCUUAUAAUGAAAUUGGACAAGAAUUUUAAAUGGUGGUCCAUGUAUGCUUGUUUGAUUGGUUUCUUCUAUUUCUUUUCAUCACCAUUUAUUAGGAAGACUAUCAAGCCGAACUAUUCAAACUUUAGUCGUUGGUAUAUUGCUUGGAUAUUCUUGGCAGCAUUAUACCAUCUCCCCAGUUUUCAGUCAAUGGGGUUGGAUUUGAGGAUGAACCUUUCCCUCUUCCUCACAAUUUAUAUUUCCUCUCUAAUUUUCUUGAUCGUCUUCCAUGUCAUAUUUCUUGGACUCUGGUAUUUGGGGCUUGUUUCUCGCAUGGCAGAGAAAAAGCCGGAGAUGCUUACUAUAAUCCAAAAUUGUGCAGUUAUAAGUAUAGCGUGCUGUGUAUUUUACAGCCACUGUGGUAACAGGACUGUUUCAAGAGAUAAAUCUACUGAUCGUAGAACUGCUAGCUGGGUUGCAUUUUCACUCUGGAGAAAGCAAAAUGAUGACAACACACUGAUUUCAAAGCUUUUGCGUAUGCAUAAGUUCAAAGACCAGAUCUGCUCGUCCUGGUUUGCUCCAGUUGGCUCUGCUAGUGAUUACCCACUUCUUUCAAAAUGGGCCAUCUAUGGAGAAUUAGCCUCCAAUGGAUCCGAACACUCCAACAUCAUUUCACCUGUCUACUCCCUGUGGGCUACAUUCAUUGGUCUUUACAUGGCCAAUUAUGUUGUGGAGCGGUCGACUGGAUGGGCUCUAACUCAUCCUUUAACAAUUUCGGAGUAUGAGAGACUGAAGAGACUGUUGAAACCGGAGUUUGAGGACAUGGUUCCUUGGUACUCUGGGACCUCAACUGAUUUAUUUAAAACUGUUUUCGACCUCAUGGUAUCAGUGACACUCUUUGUUGGUCGAUUUGACAUGCGUAUGAUGCAGGCUGCUAUGAACAAAACUCCAGAUGAAUCUAAGAGCAGCGACCUUUUAUACGAUCAUCUUGAUGGAAAAGACGAACUUUGGUUUGACUUCAUUGCAGAUACUGGCGAUGGUGGCAACUCUACAUAUGCUAUAGCACGUUUACUUGCUCAACCUUCUUUAGUCAUUAAAUCUGAUGAUUCCAGGCUUACAUUCCCCCGAGGAGAACUACUACUUAUUGGUGGAGACCUUGCGUAUCCAAAUCCGUCCUCGUUUUCCUAUGAGCGGCGUUUUUUCUCUCCAUUUGAGGAUGCUCUCAAGCCUCCUGCUUGGUAUAAGCCUGAACAUAUAGCAUUAGAGAAACCUGAACUUCCCCUUGGAGUUUCUGAGCUCAGGAAGUAUCGCGGACCACAGUGUUUUUUGAUUCCUGGGAACCAUGAUUGGUUUGAUGGACUGCACACAUUCAUGAGGUAUAUCUGUCAUAAAAGCUGGCUUGGUGGGUGGUUUCUACCUCAGAAGAGGAGUUAUUUUGCAUUAAAGCUUCCAAAUGGAUGGUGGGUUUUUGGCCUUGAUCAAGCUCUUCAUGGUGACAUUGAUGUGUACCAGUUCAAGUUUUUUGCAGAGUUGUGUCGAGAGAAGGUUGGCGAAAGUGAUUCUGUAAUUGUUAUAACUCAUGAGCCAAAUUGGCUUCUCGACUGGUACUGGGGUGAUAAAACUGGAAAAAAUGUAACAUAUUUAAUAUGCGAGUACCUGAAGGGAAGAUGCAAACUGCGGAUGGCUGGCGACCUGCACCAUUAUAUGCGCCAUUCUUGCGUCGAGUCCAAAGAACCAGUACAUGUACACCACUUGCUUGUAAAUGGCUGUGGUGGAGCGUUUUUGCAUCCAACACAUGUCUUUGAAAACUUCAAGGAAUGCUAUGGGAACAAGUAUGAAACAAAGGCUACAUAUCCUUCUUAUGAUGACUCUAGCAAGAUUGCACUUGGUAAUAUUUUGAAAUUCCGAAGAAAAAAUUGGCAAUUUGAUGUCAUUGGUGGUUUCGUGUACUUCGUAUUGGUUUUCUCAAUGUUUCCACAGUGUGACUCGUUUCGUAUCUUACAUGAAGACUCCUGGGGUGACCGUGUGAGUAGUUUCUUCAUUGCAAUGUGGAAUGCUGUUUUUGAGAUUCUUGAGCGGUCUUAUGUAUCCCUAGCCGGUGUUGUUACUCUGUUGAUGGUAUCAUUUUUCUUUGUACCCACAAAACUAUCACGUAGAAGACGUGCUUUGCUUGGGUUUCUUCAUGCUUCUGCUCAUAUAACUUCGGCGGUCCUACUGAUGCUGCUUAUGGAACUGGGUAUUGAGAUAUGCAUCCGCAACCAUCUAUUAGCAACAUCAGGCUACCAUACCCUCUAUGAAUGGUACCGCAAGGCGGAAAGUGAACAUUUUCCUGAUCCCACGGGCCUUCGCGCUCGUCUGGAACAGUGGACUUUUGGGCUUUAUCCUGCGUGUAUUAAGUACCUUAUGUCUGCGUUUGACAUCCCAGAGGUCAUGGCAGUAACUAGAAACACAAUCUGCAGAAAAGGAAUAGAGUCCCUUCCUCGUGGAGGUGCCAUCAUCUACUAUGUCUCCGUGUUCUUGUACUUCUGGGUCUUGUCGACCCCAGUUGUGUCAAUGGUAUUUGGGAGCUACUUAUACAUAUGCAUAAACUGGUUCCAUAUUCAUUUCGACGAGGCCUUUUCCUCCCUGCGCAUAGCAAACUAUAAGGCGUUCACGCGGUUCCACAUCAAGAAAAAUGGAGACCUUGAGGUCUUCACCCUGGCUGUGGACAAGGUGCCGAAGGACUGGAUGCUGGAUCCAGACUGGGAUAUGGAGACCACGGAUCCAUUACAGAUGAGCCACAGCAGGAGGUUCCCGAGCAAAUGGCGAGCCGCCUCCGGGUGGUCGGAUCCCACCAGUGUGGUGCGGGUUGUCGACCAGUUUGUCAUCCCACGGACACCUACAGAUCCUUUCAUCGCAGAUUUUGAUACGUGAUGAACCUGUAGCUGUAGGCCAUGCUGUUGUAAACUUGUAAUGUACAGUGUAGUUUUUACCCUGUCCCAUCUCCUUGGGAAGGCUGUACAGUAACAUGAGAUAUCUUACUUCACACGACAUGGAACAAGAGGAGAAAUGGAAAAUCAGCACAACGGUGGAUGCUGUAGAUCUGUUCUGAAAUGAGACAUUGAUGAUUUUCUAGCUUGGUU